This is a messenger RNA of Culex quinquefasciatus (southern house mosquito), 1158 nucleotides long. RefSeq names its product craniofacial development protein 2-like. Gene Ontology annotation, cellular component: nucleus. NCBI's taxonomy places the organism in Eukaryota, Metazoa, Arthropoda, Insecta, Diptera, Culicidae. Gene Ontology annotation, molecular function: catalytic activity. The transcript is spliced from 3 exons. The record is from RefSeq and is a predicted model, not a curated record. Gene Ontology annotation, biological process: chromatin remodeling. The coding region runs from base 1 to 1158 and encodes 385 amino acids.
AUGGAUCCUGCACGUGCUGGCCUUCUUGCCCGGGAGCUGCACAAGCUGAACGUGCAUGUGGCCGCUAUCCAGGAAGUUCGAUGGCCCGGUCAUGGAGAGCGAGAAUUCACGGCGGUGGACCCCAUCGCCAACACCUCUUUCAAGUACCACAUCUACUACAGUGGCGGCGAAAAGGCGAUGCACGGAGUCGGUUUCGUAGUGAUUGGGGAUCAGAAGAACCGAGUCAUCAAGUGGAAGGUGGUGAAUGACCGGAUCUGCGUGUUGAGAAUAAAGGGCAAAUUCUUCAACUACAGCCUGAUCAACAUCUACGCUCCGACGAACGACAAGCCCGAUGACGAGAAAGACGCUUUCUACGAGCGUCUUGACAAGACCUAUGGAGAGUGCCCAAGACACGACGUGAAGAUAGUCAUCGGAGACGCAAACGCGCAGGUCGGAAGGGAAGCCUUCUUCCAUCCUGUCAUCGGCAAGGAGAGCCUUCAUCCUCGCACGAAUGACAACGGCCUACGUUUGGUCAAUUUCGCCGCAGCCAGAGGAAUGGCUAUCUGUAGCACCUUCUUUGCGCGCAUGAACAUUCGGAAGCACACCUGGCGACACCCGAAUGGCGAAUCGUGCACACAAAUCGAUCACGUUUUGGUGGAUGGUCGACACUUCUCGGACGUGAUGGACGUCCGAUCGUACAGAGGACCGAACAUCGACUCUGAUCACUUCCUGGUAGCGUGUAAAAUCCGAGCUAGGCUGUCGAACGUGCUGACCCCGCGGACUGCGAGGAUAGCGCGGUUGAACGUCCAGCGCCUCGCGAGCAGCGACGUUGCUGCAGAGUACAGUCGGAAGCUCGACGAGCGGAUCAACGAGGACGCGCCUACGGUGAUCGGCACGACCAGAGGACGCAAACCCAAAGGGUGGUUUGAUGCGGAGUGCCAGCGAGUGACGGACGAGAAGAACGAGGCCAGGAAGCGUAUGCUCGUUAAGGGUACGCGCCGAAACUGUGAGCGAUACAGUGAGUUGCGAAGAGCAGAGAAACGAAUCCACCGCCGAAAAGAACGGGAGUACGACGAAACGGUACUUGCCGAAGCGGAAGCACAGUACAACGCGAACGAUAAGCGGAGGUUUUACGCGACUGUCAACGGUGUAAGAAGGAAAACCACGCCUUCCCUGUGA